CGGCGCGGGGCGAAGGCGCGCCGGACGCCAGUGACCGCGAUGGUGAACUCGAGCCGCGUGCAGCCGCAGCAGCCCGGGGACCCGAAGCGGCCGCCCGCAUCCCGAGCUGCAGGCCCCGGCCGGCUGAUGGCGGGCGGCGCGGCCGUGGGCGCCGGCCUCGCGGCUCCGGGCGGCCUCCGCGAACAGAGGGGCCUGGAGAUCGAGAUGGAGCGUAUCCGGCAGGCGGCCGCGCGGGACCCCCCGGCCGGAGCCUCAGCCUCCCCCUCUCCUCCGCUCUCGUCGUGCUCACGGCAGGCGUGGAGCCGUGACAACCCGGGCUUCGAGGCCGAGGAGGAAGAGGAGGAAGAGGAGGUGGAAGGAGAGGAAGGAGGAAUGGUGGUGGAGAUGGACGUGGAGUGGCGCCCGGGCAGCCGGAGGUCGGCCGCCUCCUCCGCCGUGAGCUCCGUGGGCGCCCGGGGCCGGGGACUAGGGGGUUACCACGACCCUGGCCACCCGAGCGGGAGGCGCCAUAGGCGAGAGGACCAGGGCCCGCCGAGUCCCAGCCCGGCCGGCGGCGGGGACCCGCUGCAUCGUCACCUCCCCCUGGACGGGCAGCCGCCCCGAGUGGCCUGGGCCGAGAGGCUGGUUCGCGGGCUGCGAGGUCUCUGGGGAACAAGACUCAUGGAAGAAAGCAGCACUAACCGAGAGAAGUAUCUUAAAAGUGUUUUACGGGAGCUGACCACGUACCUCCUUUUUCUCAUCGUCUUGUGCAUCUUGACCUAUGGGAUGAUGAGCUCCAGUGCGUACUACUAUACCCGGAUAAUGUCACAGCUCUUCCUGGAUACCCCAGUGUCCAAAACAGAGAAAACAAACUUUAAAACGCUUUCUUCGAUGGAAGACUUCUGGAAGUUCACAGAAGGUGCCUUACUGGAUGGGCUUUACUGGAAGACUCAGCCCAGCAACAGAACGGAAGCUGACAACCGAAGCUUCAUCUACUACGAGAACCUCCUGCUAGGGGUGCCACGUAUCCGGCAACUCAAAGUCAGAAAUGGGUCCUGUUCGAUCCCCCAGGACUUGAGAGAUGAGAUUAAAGAGUGCUAUGAUGUCUACUCGGUCAGUAGUGAAGACAGGGCUCCUUUCGGUCCAAGAAAUGGAACUGCUUGGAUAUACACAAGUGAAAAAGACUUGAAUGGGAGUAGCCACUGGGGAAUGAUUGCAACCUAUAGCGGAGCUGGCUAUUAUCUGGAUUUGUCAAGAACAAGAGAGGAGACAGCGGCUCAGGUUGCCAGCCUCAAGAAAAACGGCUGGCUGGACCGAGGAACCAGGGCCACUUUUAUUGAUUUUUCGGUAUACAACGCCAACAUUAACCUGUUCUGUGUGAUCAGGUUAUUGGUUGAAUUCCCAGCAACAGGCGGUGUGAUUCCAUCUUGGCAAUUUCAGCCUGUAAAGCUGACCCGAUAUGUCACAACUUUUGAUUUCUUCCUGGCAGCCUGUGAGAUUAUCUUUUGUUUUUUGAUCCUUUACUAUGUGGUGGAAGAGAUCUUGGAAAUUCGCAUUCACAAGCUACACUAUUUCAGGAGUUUCUGGAAUUGUCUGGAUGUUGUGAUCGUUGUGCUGUCAAUGGUAGCUAUAGGAAUUAACAUACAUAGAGCAUCAAAUGUGGAGGUGCUGCUACAGUUUCUAGAAGAUCAAAAUACUUUCCCCAACUUUGAGCAUCCAGCAUACUGGCAAAUACAGUUCAACAAUAUAGCUGCUGUCAUCGUGUUUUUUGUCUGGAUUAAGCUCUUCAAAUUCAUCAACUUUAACAGGACCAUGAGUCAGCUCUCCACAACCAUGUCUCGGUGUGCCAAAGACCUCUUUGGCUUUGCAAUUAUGUUCUUCAUUAUUUUCUUAGCAUAUGCUCAGUUGGCCUACCUCGUCUUUGGCACUCAGGUUGAUGACUUCAGUACUUUCCAAGAGUGUAUUUUCACUCAAUUCCGUAUCAUUUUGGGUGAUAUCAACUUCGCAGAGAUUGAGGAAGCUAAUCGAGUUUUGGGACCAAUUUAUUUCACUACAUUUGUGUUCUUUAUGUUCUUCAUUCUUUUGAAUAUGUUUUUGGCUAUCAUCAAUGAUACUUACUCUGAAGUUAAAUCUGAUUUGGCCCAGCAGAAAGCUGAAAUGGAACUCUCAGAUCUUAUCAGAAAGGGCUGCCAUAAAGCCUUGGUCAAACUCAAACUGAAAAAAAAUACUGUGGAUGACAUUUCUGAGAGUCUGAGGCAAGGGGGAGGCAAGUUAAACUUUGAUGAACUCCGACAAGAUCUCAAAGGGAAGGGCCAUACCGAUGCAGAGAUCGAGGCAAUAUUCACAAAAUAUGACCAAGAUGGAGAUCAAGAACUGACCGAACAUGAACAUCAGCAGAUGAGAGACGACUUGGAAAGAGAGAGGGAGGACCUGGAUCUGGAUCACAGCUCUUUACCACGUCCCAUGAGCAGCCGAAGUUUCCCACGAAGCCUGGAUGACUCUGAGGAGGAUGAUGAUGAAGACAGUGGGCACAGCUCCAGAAGGAGGGGAAGCAUUUCCAGUGGGGUUUCUUAUGAAGAGUUUCAAGUCCUGGUGAGACGAGUGGACCGCAUGGAGCACUCCAUCGGCAGCAUCGUGUCCAAGAUAGACGCCGUGAUCGUGAAGCUGGAGAUCAUGGAGCGGGCCAAACUGAAGAGAAGGGAAGUGUUGGGAAGGCUGCUGGAUGGGGUAGCAGAGGAUGAAAGACUGGGUCGUGACAGUGAGGUCCACAGGGAGCAGAUGGAACGGCUGGUGCGGGAAGAGCUGGAACGCUGGGAAUCGGAUGAUGCGGCUUCCCAGAUAAGUCAUGGUUUAGGCACACCUCUGGGACCGAAUGGUCCACCUCGCCCCAGAAGCUCCCGCCCUUCUUCCUCCCAGUCUGCAGAAGGAUUAGAAGGUGCAGGUGCAAACGGGAGUUCCAGUAUCCACGUCUAGGACGUGUGUUAGCACGUGUUCCUAAUCGGUGAGAAAGGGGCUGUCUUGCGUUGGCGGAACAAGUACACUAUUUAUAUGCCCCGCCCACCAUGCGAUGCUGGUCUUUGUGACCAGCUGUUAAUGCUUUUGCACUUUAAUUUAUUUUAGAUAAACCUUGCCCAUGGAUCAAAGAAGAUUUUUUUUCUUCAUGUAAGAAAUCUAGGUGUAAAUAUUGAGUCUAGAAAAAAAGUCUUUGUAAAGUAUAUGGAGUGGUACGCCUACUUGCUCCCAUGGGUGAGUCUUCUCAGUUGACAAUGAAGUAGCCUUUAAAGCCAGGAGAGACCUGUUGGAACUCCUGUCGGAGUUUUAUUUCCAAUCACAGAAAUCAGUAUUGGCAUUUUUGCCCAGUGUGUGGAGGGAAAGUAGGGGCAUUCCUUCCCACUCAGGCUUAGCUCAUGGACGUAAUAUAUCACUUUCUUUUAAGAAAGGAGCCUUUUAUUUCAACUACCUUCCUGGGGUAAACUUUUCUAAAAGAUGAGCUGGAAAAGAACUCCAAAUGGAUAUGUAGUCAUUAUGCUAGAAUUUGUAUGAAUGGUUAAGAUAAAUGUUGAAUAAUGUGCUAUUUUUUUUUGUUACUGUAUCUGAUGUCUGUGGGAAUAACUGUUUGACUUAUUCACAAUAUUUUUGCUCUGAACUGCAUGAAGCCAAAAGUGAUUGAUUGUGGGUUAAUAUGUCAUCUCUAACCAUAACGUGGGAAAAUUGGAAGGAGCCCAAUCACUAAGUUUGACUUAGUCUAAUAAUUAGUUUUAUAUGAAGGUUUGUCCAUAUAUUCUCUUCCCAGGUGGCCCAGCUUAUUUGCAUGCUUUAAUGAUUUUAAUGUUUUUAUUUAAUGAUUUUAAUGUUGUAGCUAAUCUGGGAAGGCCAACUUACUAAAUAUUUUAAGUAUGUACAGAAGGUUUUAGCUCAGCAGAUAUGUUCAUUUUACACAAAAAUUUAAAGGAGUUUUGAAAUGCAUACAUAAAUAUUAUAGAACUAAAGUUUGAGUUUUAUGCUGUUUUGAGAAUAUAAAACUCAAAUGCUCUUUUUUUUAUGAGAGAGAGGAAGGGGCAGAGCAACA
Molecule: messenger RNA, 4048 nt
Organism: Enhydra lutris kenyoni (northern sea otter)
Lineage: Eukaryota; Metazoa; Chordata; Mammalia; Carnivora; Mustelidae
Product: polycystin 2, transient receptor potential cation channel
Exons: 15
Coding region: 40-2952 (970 amino acids)
Biological process (GO): potassium ion transmembrane transport; release of sequestered calcium ion into cytosol; detection of mechanical stimulus
Cellular component (GO): membrane
Molecular function (GO): potassium channel activity; voltage-gated sodium channel activity; calcium ion binding
Source: RefSeq, a predicted model, not a curated record